UAUUAACUAGGGAUGUCCAAAACAUGACUAGUUAUGAGUGGAAUUUAUGCUAGCUACCAGCAUUUCAUACGCAGCUGAUUUUAUCGCGGUAGAACUUAAGUUACCUAGACUCCAGCCUCGAGUAGCUACUAGUAACUCCAGAAAAUUUGCUCUGGUUAGUUCUAGCUACUUCUACAUGACUAGACAACGGUUUAAGCAAUGGCUCGACCAAUGGGAGACAGCCAUAGAAGAUUCUUGCAAACAUUGAUGGUCGAUGGAAUUAUUGACGGUCCCCGAGCAAGAGCUCUUCACAGGCACUGUUGUGAGACCCACGGUGCACAUUAUGCCCACGAUAAACUUGACGAAUUCAUUGAUGUCAUCAAUGCUCAACUGCAGCCCAUGUUCAUGCAGAUCAGAAAAGGGAUGUCUGAAGAAGAUGGUCUCACACAUUAUGCCUUGGUGAACAUGGCUGAGACGGAUGUCACCAGGAUGUCAUCAGAUUACGCAGACAAUGAACUGGAGUUAUUCAGAAAAACUAUGGAUCUGAUUGUGGAAUCUGAUAACGGAACCGCAUCAUCCACAGACGUCCUUAAUUCUGCUGACAGCCUUCAGACUAAGAAGCUAAAGAAGAAAGAGACAGAACAUGUGUUGGCCAGGCUUGUCCAGGAGAAGUGGCUAAACGAGAAACAUGGCGAAUAUUCUCUAUCAACCCGUUGCAUUAUGGAGAUGGAUACAUACAUUCGGAUGAUGUACAUGGACCAAGUCAAAGUCUGCCAUAUCUGUCACAAUAUUGCCUUACAGUGCCAAACGUGUGAUAAUCCAUCUUGUGGGGUCAAAAUCCAUAACCCAUGCGUUGCCAGGUACUUCAAAGGCAGGACUGAUCCUCGAUGUCCUGCCUGUGAGGAUUUUUGGCCACACGAGAUUCCAGAGGUUAGCAGAUCCCAAUCCCAGCCCUCUCAGAGUCCAUCUGCCAAGGAGAACACAGCACCGACUCAUUCAAAGAGAUCCAGAAGAUAAAAUGGCAGUGUACCUAACGCUAAUCUGACAAAACAUUUUAUCUGUGUUUAUGGAAGGACCAAUGUAAUGUUUCUAUUGUUGGUUGAAUUUGACUUAUUUAUAAAGUUGGUUUUAAAUGGUU
Osmerus eperlanus (European smelt) is the source of this 1117-nucleotide messenger RNA. It is a transcript of the gene nsmce1, whose product is annotated as NSE1 homolog, SMC5-SMC6 complex component. The transcript is spliced from 8 exons. Gene Ontology annotation, cellular component: Smc5-Smc6 complex; nucleus. Gene Ontology annotation, molecular function: ubiquitin-protein transferase activity. The record is from RefSeq and is a predicted model, not a curated record. NCBI's taxonomy places the organism in Eukaryota, Metazoa, Chordata, Actinopteri, Osmeriformes, Osmeridae. Gene Ontology annotation, biological process: double-strand break repair via homologous recombination. Bases 199 to 996 code for a protein of 265 amino acids.